AAAAAAACGUAGUAAUAAAUAACAUAACCUGUACAAAAAUAGUAAAUAUUUUUAUUUUAAUUUAUUUUCUGAUUUCCCCAUGAAGUGGAAAUGAAAUAAAAGCCACAGAAAUAAUUUUAUAUCUAAAUGGAUAAAGAAAAAUCGUGCAGCGCUUGUAAAGCAACAUCUGUGUGUUGUUUUUGUGGUAUUGGGACUUAUUUAAUACUAGUGGGAAGAACUUAUCCUACAAAAUCGAAAAUAUUCAUAAAUUUACUAGGAUUAGGUAGUUUUGCAUUGGGGAUAAGAGGAAUGUACGACUUAUUACCAUUAAAGAACGAUACUGAAAAUAAUCGUCAGUUAUAAAUUUAUUACAUAUACAUACA
Molecule: messenger RNA, 362 nt
Organism: Phyllotreta striolata
Lineage: Eukaryota; Metazoa; Arthropoda; Insecta; Coleoptera; Chrysomelidae
Source: the annotation of a GenBank genome assembly